AUGCCUAUUGGUAACCCAAUCAACACAAAUGAUAUUAAGUCUAACCGCAUGCACCAAGAGCCUACUAUGAGCUCUAUGAGCAAUAACGAAAGCACGAUUGGCCAACCAACGCAGCAACAGCAACAGCAACAGCAAUACCUUAGCCAAAACGUUCAGCCUUUGGUUCCCGUAUCCUACCAAUAUGUGGUUCCUGAACAGUGGCCUUACCCACAAUAUUAUCAGCAAGCACAAUCACAGUCUCAGCAGCAACCGCAAUCUCAACCUCAAAUGUACCAAGUUCAAGAAUCUUUCCAGGGUAGUGGUUCUGACACAAACGUUUCUGUUCCGCCGUCUACGUCGGUAGGUGUUCCUUCCGCUGCUGGUGCCACUGCUUUGCCAAAUAAUUCUGCAGUUGGCAACAAUGGAAACAACAGUAGUACUAGUGGUAACAAUGUACCAUACUACUACUAUUUCCCACAAAUUCCAGCUCAACAAGCAAUGGCAUAUUCAUACCCUCAGGCGUAUUAUUAUUAUUCUGCAAACGGUGAUAGUACUAGCAAUAUUAACGGCAUAGCAUCAUCUGUAACUAAUAUUCAGGCCCAAAAUUCUAAUUUAGCAAAAAAUUACUCAACGUAUGAACAACAACAGCAGCAAUUACAACCUCAAUCUUACUCAGUUCAACCGCCGAAGAUUGGCAAUAUAUCUUCAAAGCUCUGCAAAUCCGGACCACCUUCUGAUUCAUCCACUGGUUCAAUGUCUCCCAACUCUCAUCGUACUAGUCGCAAUAGUAACAGUGUCGCUUGCAUAGCUCAGCAGCCUCCCAUGUCGAAUUAUCCACAACCUUCCACUUAUCAAUAUCCCGGCUUCCACAAGACCUCCUCAAUUCCAAAUUCACAUUCUCCAAUUCCUCCCAGAUCUUUAAAAACUCCAACUCAAGUUCCACCUGGUCAAAAUGUUCCCUUAAGCUACAAUCUUCCUCAAAUGGGAAUGUUGCCACCACAGCAACAGCAACAGCAACAGCAACAAGGGAGCCCGUUGUAUGAUGGAAAUUCUACAACACCACCAGUUAAACCCCCUACAGACCAAGAAAUUUAUCUAACCACUAAUAGACAGAUGAAGCCUGAUCAACAAUAUGAUUCAAUGGCGAAAGCUAUGAAUUCUUUCCACACAACCACCAUAAGGCACCCCAUGCCAUUAAUAGCCACUAACAAUACAGCAGGUAACAAUAGUAACGGUACAUCCGCAAGCAUAAUAAGACCAAGAGUAACAACAACUAUGUGGGAGGACGAAAAGACGCUUUGUUAUCAGGUCGAAGCUAAUGGUAUAUCAGUGGUUAGAAGAGCCGAUAACGACAUGGUUAACGGUACUAAACUUUUGAACGUAACUAAGAUGACAAGAGGUAGAAGAGAUGGUAUUUUAAAAGCAGAGAAAAUUAGGCAUGUUGUGAAAAUUGGCUCUAUGCAUUUAAAGGGUGUCUGGAUACCAUUUGAGCGUGCUCUAGCAAUAGCACAAAGAGAAAAGAUUGCUGAAUAUCUCUAUCCUUUGUUCAUUAAGGAUAUCCAGAGCGUAUUAAAACAGAAUAAUCCAGGUAAUGAAAGCAUUAGUAGUAGCAGUAGUACUGGUAUCAAAUCCAUCAGCCCGCGUACCUAUUAUCAACCUAUUGACAACUAUCAAAAUGUUAAUGCUCCUGUAAACAUAUCGGCUGCGCAAUUAACUUAUUCUUCAAUGAAUUCGAGCAAUAAAGUUGUACCUAAUAGUUCUAUCCCACCCGUAAGUGCAAUUUCUGCCAGUCAGAGACCGUUGAACAAAUACUCAAUUCCCAAUUCAAAUCAACUUGAUGGAAAUGCUGUAAAUAAUUUACAAAACCUUUCAACUACUAUGCCAACGAAACAACAACCAGUCAAUAACAUAGUCUCACCGUUGUCUUACCCACGCGAUACCACAACAGGUUCAGUAAGUAGAUUAGGUAAUAUGCCUUGUGAUUCGAAGGCCUUGUCACCUGCUCCAAGCUCAACAAACGCAUAUCAAGCAUCUGAAGCAAAUGUUGGGAGUAUUCACACAGGAAUCACUCUUCCAAGCGUAGGAUCCGAAUCCACAUUGCGUUCCGAAUGGUCCAAGGAAUCUGGCAUUAGUGAGAAUGCACCUGAUGACCAAACAUUGAAUGAGCCACGAUCUAGUCAAUUACCGAUUUCUGCAUUGACUUCAACUGAUGUUGACACAACAAGAACAAGUUCAAGCGAAGAUGUGGCACAAUCAACCGAAUCUACUGAAGCCGAGUCUGUUAAGCUGCCAAAGCCCUCUAAACCGCAAGUCGAUGGAGUUGAGAGUAUUCCUACCAAAGAACCUACCGCUGAUGACACAAAAAAACAAGAGAAAUAG
Molecule: messenger RNA, 2358 nt
Organism: Saccharomyces mikatae IFO 1815
Lineage: Eukaryota; Fungi; Ascomycota; Saccharomycetes; Saccharomycetales; Saccharomycetaceae
Gene: SOK2
Product: Sok2p
Exons: 1
Coding region: 1-2358 (785 amino acids)
Biological process (GO): positive regulation of transcription by RNA polymerase II
Cellular component (GO): nucleus
Molecular function (GO): sequence-specific DNA binding; DNA-binding transcription factor activity
Source: RefSeq, a predicted model, not a curated record